Messenger RNA from Myxocyprinus asiaticus (Chinese sucker), 5082 nucleotides. RefSeq names its product mediator of RNA polymerase II transcription subunit 14-like. The coding region runs from base 226 to 4503 and encodes 1425 amino acids. Gene Ontology annotation, cellular component: core mediator complex; mediator complex. The transcript has 30 exons. The record is from RefSeq and is a predicted model, not a curated record. NCBI's taxonomy places the organism in Eukaryota, Metazoa, Chordata, Actinopteri, Cypriniformes, Catostomidae. Gene Ontology annotation, biological process: regulation of transcription by RNA polymerase II. Gene Ontology annotation, molecular function: transcription coregulator activity.
UUUGGUUUCCUGCUUCAUCUGUCCGCUGUCUGAUGGCGGGGCUCUAUCUCUCCACCGCUAACACCCUACGACUCCUUUUAUCACUUCUCAAUGGGGUGAAAUCGAUUUAGAGGCGCAUCCGCUUUAAAACGAAAGCGGGAUUCUAUCCUCUCGGCCCGGUUUGCGGUAAACGCGAGUGGAAAGGUUCGGAUCCGUAACCGCAUAAAUCUCCUGUUGUAUUUUAAAAUGGCUCCGGUUCAAAUCGGUUCCGACGGGCAGCUGGUCCCUGCCGGGGGUCCAACUUCAGCCCCGCAGCCUCCUCCAGGAGCCCCGGCCACUCAAGGAGUCCGACUGAGUCUCUUGAUCGAGUUUCUGCUGCAGCGAACCUACCAUGAGAUCACUCUGCUGGCUGAGCUACUCCCACGAAAAACAGACAUGGAAAGGAAAAUUGAAAUCGUUCAGUUUGCCAGUCGGACACGGCAGCUCUUUGUACGUCUGCUUGCUCUUGUGAAAUGGGCAAGUAAUGCAGGGAAGGUGGAGAAAUGUGCGAUGAUCUCCUCAUUUCUGGAUCAACAAGCAUACUUAUUUGUUGACACUGCUGACAGACUGGCAUCACUGGCCAGGGAUGCAUUGGUACACGCCCGUUUGCCUAGCUUUGCCAUUCCUUUCGCCAUUGAUGUACUGACCACGGGCUCUUACCCACGCCUGCCCACAUGUAUCCGGGACAAAAUUAUUCCUCCAGAUCCAAUAACCAAAGCAGAGAAGCAGACCACGCUAAAUCAGUUGAAUCAAAUCUUGCGGCACCGACUAGUCACAACCGACUUGCCCCCACAGCUGGCCAACUUAACCGUGGCCAAUGGGCGAGUGAAGUUUCGAGUUGAAGGGGAAUUUGAAGCCACAAUGACAGUAAUGGGAGACGAUCCUGAUAUCCCCUGGAGGUUACUUAAACUAGAGAUUCUAGUAGAAGACAAGGAGACUGGAGAUGGAAGGGCAUUGGUUCACAGCAUGCAAGUGAACUAUAUCCAUGAGCUGGUACAGUCCCGCCUGUUUGGAGAUGACAAGCCCCUUCAAGACAUGUACAAUUGCCUUCAUUCCUUUUGCCUAUCACUGCAGCUCGAGGUGUUGCACUCACAGACUCUGAUGUUAAUAAGAGAGCGGUGGGGUGAUCUAGUGCAGGUGGAGCGCUACAUCCCUGCCAAAUGCCUCACGUUGUCUGUCUGGAAUCAACAGGUCCUGGGUAGAAAGACUGGCACGGCUUCUGUGAACAAGGUCACCAUCAAAAUUGAUGAAACUGAUGGUUCCAAGCCAUUACAGAUCUCCCAUGAGCCUCCACUGCCUGCCUGUGAUUCCAGAUUAAUGGAAAGAGCCAUGAAAAUUGAUCAUCUCUCAGUGGAAAAGCUUUUGAUUGAUAGUGUACAUGCCCGCUCAAAUCAGAAGCUGCAGGAACUCAAAGCCAUCCUGAAAAGUAGCAACCCCAGUGAUAACUCCUUCAUAGAGACUGCCCUUCCCACACUGGUCAUACCAAUACUGGAGCCCUGUGGCCGAUCUGAGUGUCUCCACAUAUUUGUUGAUUUGCACUCUGGGAUGUUUCAGCCAAUGCUCUAUGGAGUCGAUCAGUCCAUGUUGGACGACAUUGAGAAGAACAUCAACGAUGACAUGAAGCGUGUCGUCACAUGGUUACAGCAGCUAAAGUUCUGGCUGGGAGAGCAGAGAUGUCGACAGUCUGUGAAACAUCUCCCCACACUGUGCACAGACACUCUCCAUCUGUCCAAUUCAGCCUCUCACCCUGUGGGCAACCUAACCAAACAUCGCCUCUUUAUCAGACUCACCCGCCUUCCACAAUACUAUAUUGUGGUGGAGAUGUUUGAUGUGGCCAGCAGUCCCACAGAGCUGCAGUAUAAGUAUUACUUCCUGUCUGUGAGUCAGCUGGAGGGAGAGGACGGGCUGCCAUCAGCUCAACUGUUGCAGCAGUUUAAGCCCAACCUGGAGGAGCUGGUGCAAGACAUUUCUUCUGGUCGAAUGGUUCGGCUUGGGGCCAAGAGGAAGUUGUCAGGAGAGCAAAAUGCCAUUGAACAGAAAAAACCCAAGAGGUCAGGAGAGAUGUGUGCCUUCAAUAAGGAAUUGGCCCACCUGGUGGCCAUGUGUGACACCAACAUGCCCCUCAUUGGACUACGCUGUGAGCUGUCCAAUAUGGAUAUUCCUCAUCAGGGGGUUCAGGUUGAGGGAGAUGGCUGUAGCCAUGCCAUACGUAUUCUGAAAGUUCCACCUUGUAAGAGAGUGAGCGAGGAAACGAGGAAAGCUCUAGAGCGAACCCUGCUGGACUGCACAUUCAGACUGCAGGGCCGCAAUAAUCGCACCUGGGUGGCAGAGUUGGUUUUUGACAGUUGCCCUCUUAACAGCACAUCUAGUAAAGAGCAAGCUCCCAUGCGGCAUGUCUACUUGAUGUAUGAGAAUCCCCUGUCAGAGCCAGUGGGUGGUAGAAAGGUGGUGGAGAUGUUCUUAAAUGACUGGAACAGCAUCAGUCAGCUUUAUGAAUGUGUUCUGGAGUUCUCACGCUCCUUACCUGAAAUGCCCUCUUAUUUGAGCCUUUUCUCAGAGAUACGUCUGUAUAAUUACCGGAAGCUGGUUCUGUGUUAUGGCAACUCCAAAGGCAGCUCGGUGACGAUACAAUGGAACUCGGUGACCCAGCGUUACCUUCUGGCCCUGGGGACUGUGGGGCCCAAUUCAGGCUGUAGCAACUGCCACAACAUCAUUCUCCACCAGCUUCAAGAGAUGUUCAACAAGACACCCAAUGUAGUGCAACUUCUACAGGUACUCUCAGACACUCAAGCUCCUCUCAAUGCCAUCAACAAGCUGCCCACAGUGCCAAUGCUUGGGCUCACCCAAAGGACCAACACAGCUUACCAGUGCUUCUCCAUCCUGCCCCAGUCACCCACACACAUCCGCCUGGCCUUUCGCAACAUGUACUGUAUUGACAUCUACUGCCGAAGCAGAGGUGUGGUAGCCAUCCGUGACGGGGCCUACAGUCUCUUUGACAACACCAAGAUAGUUGAAGGUUUCUACCCUGCCCCCGGACUGAAGACAUUCUUAAACAUGUUUGUGGACAGUAACCAGGACGCCCGCAGGCGCUCAGUCAAUGAGGACGACAACCCUCCCUCCCCGAUAAGCAUGGAUGACACAUUCAUGCCUCACACACAGACGCAGCCUCCAGGCAGAGGGGUUUACCCGCCCCUCACAUCGCCCCCCAACCCGUACCACGUGCCUCCCUCGCCGUCCAUGAUGGCAACACAGUCUCCAGGGAACAUCCACGCAGCCAAUUCCCCUAGUGGAGCUCUGCGGGCCCCUUCUCCUUUUGGGCCCACCCCUUCUCCCUCCUCUCUGGGCAUUUCUAUGGGGCAGACCUCCAACUUUGCCAGCCCGCAUGGGACUCUUGACCCCAGUUCACCAUACACAAUGGUGUCCGCCAGCCCGAGGGUUGCCACCUGGCCAGGAUCCCCACAAGUGUCUGGACCCUCCCCUGGGGCACGAAUCCCUGGCAUGUCACCAGGCAACCCUUCUUUGCACUCACCCAUUCCAGAUGCAUCCCACUCCCCUCGAGCUGGAACAAGUUCCCAGGCCAUGCCAACAAAUAUGCCCCCUCCCCGUAAACUGCCUCAGCGGUCCUGGGCUGCCUCCAUUCCUACCAUACUCACCCACAGUAAACUGCAUGUGCUACUGCUGCCUUCACCCAUGCCAUGCCCGGUGCCAGGGCUGGCGGGCAGCUACCUGUGCUCGCCUCUGGAACGCUUCCUGGGCUCAGUCAUCAUGAGGAGACACCUACAGAGAAUCAUUCAGUUAGAACCCAAUCUCACUAUUGUGAACUCCAAUGAACCAGGUGUCAUCAUGUUUAAGACAGAAGUGCUGAAGUGUAGGGUGGCUCUGAACCCCAAAUCCUACCAGACUCUGCAGUUAAAAGUCACACCAGAAAACACUGGACCCUGGUCACAGGAGGAGCUGCAGGUCCUAGAGAAGUUCUUUGAGACCAGGGUUGCAGGACCACCCUUUAAAUACAACACACUAAAUGCCUUUACUAAAUUGUUGGGGGCUCCCACCAACAUACUCAGAGACUGUGUUCGCAUUAUGAAAUUGGAGUUGUUCCCAGACCAGGUGGGCCAGCUGAAUUGGAAUGUGCAGUUCUGUCUGACCAUCCCCCCUAGCGCUCCUCCCAUUGCCCCACCAGGAACCAUUGCUGUCGUGCUCAAGACCAAGAUGCUCUUUUUCCUCCAGCUGACCCAGAGGAUUCCGGUACCCCAAGAACACAUCAGCAUCAUAGUGCCUAUUGUGUAUGACAUGGCCACUGGACUGACCCAACAGGCCGAUAUCCCCCGCCAGCACAGCUCUUCAGGGGCCGCGGCCCUGAUGGUCAGCUCCAUCCUCAGGAGGUUCAAUGAACACCAUCCACCACGACCAGGGGAGUGCACAAUAUUUGCAGCGGUUCAUGAACUCAUGGCUAAUCUCACUCUGAAUCCUGGUGGACGACCGUAACACAGUGUCUCUUAUCAGGAAACUGUCCCCCAUCCUGAUCAGUGAAUAAAUUCAGCCCUAAUUCCUCAAUGUCCAGGGAUUUUCAGGUUUUGUGCUAUAGCCAAUAAACUCUUCUUUGGGUGUAUUAUAUUGUUAUAAAAGGGAGCUGAAAAUAUGAUGGAACUUUUUUUAUUGUAUUGUUAUGAAGCAUGUAAAUGAACAAAUGAAGCAAAAGCAGGACUUGGGCAUAGUUCUGCUAACAGAUUUAUUUUUGUCAGAUGCACUUCUUAAGGAAAGGAUUGUGAUAGAAAAAAAUGUUAAACUACAGCUGUAUUUUUUUAUUUUAGAAUGCAGAAAACUUAAUUCUUGUCCUUUUUGUAAUACAAGAUAUUAAUACUGUGUAGCUAUUGGGUUUAUUCUUUAUAAGCUCACUAUUUACAUGUUUUUUAUUGCAUUACUUUGUCUUUGAAUACCUGUCACUCUGAAUAUGAGUGGCAAACUUUCUAAUAAGCCGUGCUUUAUUGUAAUUGCAUUUGAAUCAUGGAAGAGAUAUAAAUUUUUUUCCUGUUUAUUACUAUUUAAUAAACAUAAGAAAUGACA